This is a messenger RNA of Bombyx mandarina (wild silkworm), 1610 nucleotides long. It is a transcript of the gene Vajk4, whose product is annotated as chitin-binding protein vajk4. Lineage: Eukaryota; Metazoa; Arthropoda; Insecta; Lepidoptera; Bombycidae. The record is from RefSeq and is a predicted model, not a curated record.
UUCGUGCAUUAGGUCCGCUUACAUGCGGACAGACUCAUGUAAUCUUUGUGUUACGCAAAUUCAGUGAACAGUGUAAGUGAAUUCUCAAGAUUCCCGAGAAAGACUCAUACUUCUGCAUGGUUAUUUUGGUGGCAUCGUUGGCCGUGGUUGCCUUUGCCAAGGAGGAGAAAGGCACACCGAAGGCAGUCGAAGAGAAGAAACAAGACAAAAGGGGCAUCUAUGACAUAGGAUCUUAUGGAGGACAUAAUUUCGGAGGUAGCGAUGAAGGCUACGGCGGUCAUGAAAGCUAUGGAGGGCACGAAGGUAUCAGCUUCGGUCACCAAGAAGGACACGACUUCGGAGGCGAAAGCUACAACUUAGGUGGACAUGGAGGCGGCGAGUACGGCAGCAGCGGCGGCGACUGGAAGCCAAUUGCCAGCGAAGGCGACUACCACCACGGUCAUCAUGAACACCACGAGCACAUCAAAACUGUUGAGGUGGUAAAGAAGGUGCCUGUUCCGUAUACAGUCGAGAAACACGUCCCCUAUACCGUCGAGAAGAAAGUACCCUAUGAGGUGAAAGUGCCCGUACCUCAGCCCUACACCGUUGAAAAGAAAGUUCCCUUUACCGUCAAGGAAUACGUCAAAUACCCAGUAUACGUACCUGAGCCCUACACCGUUGAAAAGAAAGUACCUUAUGAAGUCAAGGUCCACGUUGACAAGCCUUACGAAGUCAAAGUCAAAGUGCCCACUCCCUACACCGUUGAGAAGAAAAUCCCUUACGAAGUAAAAGUGCCCGUUCCCCAGCCCUACACUGUCGAGAAAAAGGUCCCAGUUCCAGUGAAAUACGAAGUUAAGGUGCCCCAACCAUACGAAGUCAUUAAGAAAGUGCCUUAUGAAGUCAAAGUACCCGUCGACAGGCCCUACAAUGUAUACGUGCCUAAACCUUACCCCGUCCAUGUUGAAAAGCCCUACCCAGUGACCGUACACAAGCCAGUGCCCUACGAAGUUAAGGUCCCCGUUGACAAGCCCUACAAGGUCGAAGUAGAGAAGCCCUACCCGGUCCCCGUUAAAGUGCCAGUACCAAAACCUUACGAAGUCAUCAAGAAAAUCCCUUACACCGUCGAGAAGAAAGUGCCUUAUGAAGUCAAAGUGCCUAUUGACAAGCCCUACCCGGUCUACAAGGAAGUUCAAGUGCCGCUCGUCAAAGAAGUACCUUACCCGGUCAAGUACCACGUCCCUAUCUACUUCAAGAAAGAGGAGGAACACCACCAACACCACCAACACCACGGAUGGCAUUGAGAUUUAUUAAAUCCGUUAGCUCACACCAGUACCUUGUAGGUUAAGUCGAAUAAAAUAAAAAAAAUGUGAUUUUUUUAGUAUUUUUAGUGUUUAUUAUCGAAAUUUGAUCGAUCACGAUUUUACGGUUGUGUUCUGUGUAUUAAUUGGUUGUUGUGAGCAUUAUUUAAUGCGAAGUUUUCUCUGGUAUACAGAUCUCGGGAGUUCGUUUCCGAGACGCGAAGUUGUGUAGUUGUAAUCUGUUAUUACUUUGUUAGCUUUUACAUGCUUGUUAUUAAUACGUAUUAGAAGUACACGUUACUUUAUUGAGGCUGAUUCGAAUAAAACAACGUG